This is a messenger RNA of Suillus fuscotomentosus, 342 nucleotides long. RefSeq lists its product as uncharacterized. Bases 1 to 342 code for a protein of 113 amino acids. Lineage: Eukaryota; Fungi; Basidiomycota; Agaricomycetes; Boletales; Suillaceae. The record is from RefSeq and is a predicted model, not a curated record. The transcript is spliced from 3 exons.
AUGAACAACGACAACGGCAACAACGCUAAUGGAGUCGGAAACCAAAAUCAUGAGAUUCCUCGACACCUUCUCCAACACGUACCGAGGCCUCGGGAGGUUAGAUUUAUGUUGACGGACAGGCAGUUGGAAUUGAUGUAUGUCGUUUGGGCUGCCGCGCGAGGCCGCGUGCACCAGCAGGUGUAUCGCCCGGAAUUGCCGAUCCCUCCCUAUCCGUUACCCCCGGUCUGGCCAGAUGACGUACGGGCGAUGGUGAUCCUAUGGGUUGCAAGGGAGCGCCGGAUGUUCGAACUGGAGAUGUCCGAGCUGGAAUAUAUCCUAGGCCUCAGGGUUCGCGCGCGUUAA